UGUCCCAGUCCUGUAACCGUGUCCCAGUCCUGUAACCGUGUCCCAGUCCUGUAACCGUGUCCCAGCCCUGUAACUGUGUCCCAGCCCUGUAACCGUGUCUCAGUCCUGUAACCGUGUCCCAGUCCUGUAACUGUGUCCCAGUCCUGUAACCGUGUCCCAGUCCUGUAACUGUGUCCCAGUCCUGUAACCGUGUCCCAGUCCUGUAACCGUGUCCCAGUCCUGUAACCGUGUCCCAGUCCUGUAACCGUGUCCCAGCCCUGUAACCGUGUCCCAGUCCUGUAACCGUGUCCCAGCCCUGUAACCGUGUCCCAGUCCUGUAACCGUCUCCCAGUCCUGUAACCGUGUCCCAGUCCUGUAACCGUGUCCAGUCCUGUAACCGUGUCCCAGCCUGUAACCGUGUCCCAGUCCUGUAACCGUGCUUCCCAGUCCUGUAACCGUGUCCCAGUCCUGUAACCGUGUCCCAGUCCUGUAACCGUGUCCCAGUCCUGUAACCGUGUCCCAGUCCUGUAACCGUGUCCCAGUCCUGUAACCGUGUCCCAGCCCUGUAACCGUGUCCCAGUCUGUAACCGUGUCCCAGCCUGUAACCGUGUCCCAGUCCUGUAACCGUGUCCCAGUCCUGUAACCGUUGUCCCCAGUCCUGUAACCGUGUCCCAGUCCUGUAACCGUGUCCCAGCCUGUAAGUGUCCAAUCCUGUAACGUGUCCCAGUCCUGUAACCUUUGUCCCGUCCCGUCUGUAACCUUCCCAGUCCUGUAACCGUGUCCCAGUCCUGUAACCGUGUCCCAGCCCUGUAACCGUGUCCCAGUCCUGUAACCGUGUCCCAGUCCUGUAACGUGUUCCCAGUCCUGUAACCGUGUCCCAGUCCUGUAACCGUGUCCCAGUCCUGUAACCGUGUCCCAGUCCUGUAACCGUGUCCCAGUCCUGUAAACCUGUCGUCCCAGCAUGUAACCGUGUCCUAGUCAUGUAACCGUGUCCCAGUCCUGUAACCGUGUGUCCCAGUCCUGUAACCGUGUCCCAGUCCUGUAACCGUGUCCCAGUCCUGUAACCGUGUUCCCCAGCCCUGUAACCGCGUCCAGUCCUGUAACCGUGUCCCAGUCCUGUAACCGUGUCCCAGUCCUGUAACCGUGUCCCAGUCCUGUAACCAUGUCCCAGUUCUGUAACUGUGUCCCAGUUCUGUAACCGUGUCCUAGUCAUGUAACCGUGUCCCAGCCCUGUAAGUGUGUUCCAACCCUGUAAGUGCGUCCCAGUCCUGUAACCGCGUCCCAGUCCUGUAACCGUGUCCCAGCCAUGUAACCGUGUCCUAGUCAUGUAACCGUGUCCCAGCAAUGUAACCGUGUCCCAGUCCUGUAACCGUGUCCCAGUCCUGUAACCGUGUCCCAGUCCUGUAACCGUGUCCCAGUCAUGUAACCGUGUCCCAGCCCUGUAACCGCGUCCCAGUCCUGUAACCGUGUCCCAGUCCUGUAACCGUGUCCCAGUCCUGUAACCGUGUCCCAGUCCUGUAACCAUGUCCCAGUUCUGUAACUGUGUCCCAGUUCUGUAACCGUGUCCUAGUCAUGUAACUGUGUCCCAGCCAUGUAACCGUGUCCCAACCCUGUAACCGUGUCCCAGUCCUGUAACCGUGUCCCAGUCCUAUAACCGUGUCCCAGUCCUGUAACCGUGUCCCAGUCAUGUAACCGUAACCCAGUCCUGUAACCGUGUCCCAGUCAUGUAACCGUGUCCCAGUCCUGUAACCUUGUCCCAGCCCUGUAACCGUGUCCCAGUCCUGUAACCUUGUCCCUGUCCUGUAACCUUGUCCCAGCCCUGUAACCGUGUCCCAGUCCUGUAACCGUGUCCCAGUCCUGUAACCGUGUCCCAGUCCUGUAACCGUGUCCCAGUCAUGUAACCGUGUCCCAGUCCUGUAACCUUGUCCCUGUCCUGCAACAUUGUCCCAGCCCUGUAACCGUGUCCCAGUCCUGUAACCGUGUCCCAGUCCUGUAACCGUGUCCCAGUCCUGUAACCGCGUCCCAGUCCUGUAACCGUGUCCCAGCCAUGUAACCGUGUCCUAGUCAUGUAACCAUGUCCCAGCCAUGUAACCGUGUCCCAGUCCUGUAACCGUGUCCCAGUCCUGUAACCGUGUCCCAGUCCUGUAACCGUGUCCCAUUCCUGUAACCGUGUCCCAGUCAUGUAACUGUGUCCCAGCCCUGUAACCGCGUCCCAGUCCUGUAACCGUGUCCCAGUCCUGUAACCGUGUCCCAGUCCUGUAACCGUGUCCCAGUCCUGGAACCGUGUCCCAGUUCUGUAACCGUGUCCUAGUCAUGUAACUGUGUCCCAGCCAUGUAACCGUGUCCCAGUCCUGUAACCGUGCCCCAGUCCUGUAACUGUGUCCCAGUCCUGUAACCGUGUCCCAGUCCUGUAACCGUGUCCCAGUCAUGUAACCGUGUCCCAGUCCUGUAACCGUGUCCCAGUCCUGUAACCGUGUCCUAGUCAUGUAACCGCGUCCCAGUCAUGUAACCGUGUCCCAGUCAUGUAACCGUGUCCCAGUCCUGUAACCUUGUCCCUGUCCUGUAACCUUGUCCCAGCCCUGUAACCGUGUCCCAGUCCUGUAACCGUGUCCCAGUCCUGUAACCGUGUCCCAGUCCUGUAACCGUGUCCCAGUCCUGUAACCGUGUCCCAGUCAUGUAACCGUGUCCCAGUCCUGUAACCUUGUCCCAGCCCUGUAACCUUGUCCCAGCCCUGUAACCGUGUCCCAGUCCUGUAACCGUGUCCCAGUCCUGUAACUGCGUCCCAGUCCUGUAACCUUGUCCCAGUCCUGUAACCGUGUCCCAGCCCUGUAACCGUGUCCCAGUCCUGUAACCGUGUCCCAGUCCUGUAACCUUGUCCCUGUCCUGUAACCGUGUCCCAGUCCUGUAACCGUGUCCCAGUCCUGUAACCGUGUCCCAGUCCUGUAACCGUGUCCCAGUCCUGUAACCGUGUCCCAGUCCUGUAACCGUGUCCCAGUCCUGUAACCGUGUCCCAGCCCUGUCACCGUGUCCCAGUCCUGUAACCGUGUCCCAGUCCUGUAACCGUGACCCAGUC
Coregonus sp. 'balchen' is the source of this 3052-nucleotide messenger RNA. The record is from the annotation of a GenBank genome assembly. NCBI's taxonomy places the organism in Eukaryota, Metazoa, Chordata, Actinopteri, Salmoniformes, Salmonidae.